Messenger RNA from Clonostachys rhizophaga, 2802 nucleotides. NCBI's taxonomy places the organism in Eukaryota, Fungi, Ascomycota, Sordariomycetes, Hypocreales, Bionectriaceae. The record is from the annotation of a GenBank genome assembly.
AUGCCCUCGCAGAAGAAACCAAGCAUCCAAGGCCACGGGAGCGGCACGGCAAAUGACACUCUGAGCACUGCGCCCCUCUUCUUCCACCACGAGGACCGGAAAUACGGCGAGUUCAGUCAGUGGUACAGCUCCAGCUUCGUCGUUAGCAAGCUGCAAAUCUCCGCCCUCGUCGGGCAGCCUGUGAGCUCCUUCUCCUCCCCCGGCGACUACAGCGAUGACAUUCCUUUCGUUACGGCGGAGCAGUUCAUGAUGUUCUGCAAAGCGGCCUGCUUCGGGGACCGUAGCAUUGCCGCGCAGAUCCUGCAAACCCGGGACCCGAGGGAUCAGAAGGGUCUUGGCAGAGUCGUAGCUGGUUUCGAUCCCGUCAAGUGGGAUGCAGUCAAAAGCUCUAUAGUGGCGACGGCGAGCCUGGCAAAGUUUGGUCAGAACGAGGAAUUGAGAGCUUUCUUGCUGGGUACGGGGCGCAGAGAGCUCAUUGAGGCAGCGCCCAAUGAUCGGAUCUGGGGCAUAGGAUUCAGUGAGAAGGACGCGAGAAACAUGCGUAGCCGGCGCGAAUGGGGUGAGAAUCUGUUGGGGAGGGCCUUGGUGAGAUGCACCGCCCUGCAACUGACACGAUCCGAUUUCGCGAGCCCGCCGUUCGAACCAGAGUCAAAGUACCACCAGGUAAUUGUCCAGGGCACCAUCGGCCAACUUCGCGCAAGUCAGGCAGCGUGCGCCUUAUGUCGAAUACUCUUGCAAGCCCUGUCUCGGGAAUAUCAAGAUCGCUCACAUGCUCUGAUGGCUGAAGAUGCAGCGUGGGAGGCUGAGUGGUACCAGAACACAAUAGAGUACGACCCCAUCGUUGAGGGUGCAGAAGAUCAGUACGGCUCCGCCCUCUGCCCGCGGCUGGAGGGCCAGUCAACAUCAGUCUACGGCGUCCAGCUCGUGGAUGAGCAGUCGACGCAGCAUCUCGUUCGCGGCAGGGUGAUUCCAACCCAAAUGGACAUGGCCCAGGUGAAAGGCUGGCUGGAUGGGUGCAGCAGGGAACACGGGGAUGGCCGUCUCCAGACACACCUGUCCAUCCCUGCGCACCCAUCCAGCCUCCCGGGUUUCAUGGUGAUUGAUGUUGAGGAGCUUUGCCUGGCGCAGCUGCCCGAUGGUAUGACCUACACGACUCUGAGUUACGUCUGGGGGUCGACCAACUCCCCGACAACACUGAAGGCUAAUGCCGACGACUUUCGAAAAGGCGGUGCUUUCAGGCGCCCAAAGCUCCCCAAGACGAUCAGCGACGCAAUAGAGGUGACUUCAGCACUGGGGUUCCGGUUCCUCUGGGUGGACGCGCUCUGCAUCGUCCAGGAUGACGAUGCAUUCAAAGCGAAGCUCAUCGCCAACAUGGAUGCCGUCUAUGGGAACUCGGCCCUGACUAUUGUCGCUGCAUCGGGUGAUCAUGCUGAUGCCGGAUUGGAAGGCUGGGGACGCCCUGCGGAAGCUGGCAGCCGCCAAUCGCUUGUGAAGAUUGAAGAUGGAUUCAUCCUUGGAGUCCUCCCGUUCUUCGACCUCGAGCUCAUGAACUCCACCUUUGCCUCCAGGGGCUGGACGCACACAGCGCUCUCAGCGCGGAGGCUCAUCUUUCUGGGCGGGCAGUUCUACUUUGUAUGCCGGGGCGCCGUGUGGAGGGAGGACAUGAUGGCCGAGAGCAACCUCAUCCAGCCCUUCGCGGGCGCCAAUACCCUCGGCACGGGAGCCUCCGAAUGGACGCUGGGCCGCUACGGUGAACACGUCGCGGCGUACUCUUCCCGCAAGCUCACGUACUCCUCGGAUGCCCUCAACGCCUUUACCGGCAUUCAAAAGGCCCAGCAAGCAUCCAUGGGCGAAACCAAAUUCUGGUAUGGCCUUCCCGCCGCUGCUCUUGACUGGGCUCUCCUUUGGAAAGCAACCAAUGGAACCAAGCUGGCUCGCAGAGAGGAAUUUCCGAGCUGGUCAUGGGUCGGCUGGGACGGCUCUGUGACUCAUCCUCCGUAUCUUCCGAGCAGCGAUGAUCAGACAUGGCUUAGACGCAGGGCCUGGAUAGACUGGCACAUCGUUAAUGACGAAAGAGCUGCUGUUCGGGCCUGGGAGCCAUCAAAUGAGAGUUCUUCAAGAAGCUCACAAUUUCGCGUGAGGAGCAGCCAAAACUCUACUUCUCCAUCCAAGCCCCAGAACGAGGAUGGCAGUUCCCGUGCCAACAGUGAAGCAGACUCAUCCAAUGACGAGGAUUUAGAAGAUUUCAUGCCUACUUACGGGAUGUUACCUCGUGGGCACCCGUUCACUGGGAGAAUGAACGCUCGGAACCCCUUGGCAGAUAUAAGCACGAGCACAGCAACUGGGUUUGGAAACAGGGAUUUACUGCCGCCAGGUACACUCGUGUUUGAAACACCAAUCCAUCUAGUUGGAGACACAAUCGAACUCUUGUUAGCGUCUUCUUCUGCUCAUAAUAACGCUAAUGAUUUUAAAUAUCAAAUCAUAGAUAAGAUAAACCAAAAGGUUUGUGGCAUAGUCUCAACCCAAGACGUCUUGCUGCAGCUAGGACAGGGAAAAGGAGACUGGUUUGCCCUGCUAGCUUUGUCAUUUGCGGCUCUCAGCACUACCCUCGAUCGUAAAGCGCUCCAGAAUGGUGGACUCGAUGGAAUAUAUCUUGAAACCGCUUCGCAAGAGGCAUCUGUCGACGGCGAAAAAAUCUUUGGGGAAUGGCACGAAUGGGACUUCUUCAACGUCAUGCUGGUCCAUGGUCAAGGCGACACUGGUAAAUUGAUGAAGUGCUUCAUGCAGAUCGUUGCGGUUUAG